Salvia splendens (bonfire salvia) is the source of this 779-nucleotide messenger RNA. Its product is annotated as ethylene-responsive transcription factor 1B. The record is from RefSeq and is a predicted model, not a curated record. Gene Ontology annotation, biological process: regulation of DNA-templated transcription; ethylene-activated signaling pathway. NCBI's taxonomy places the organism in Eukaryota, Viridiplantae, Streptophyta, Magnoliopsida, Lamiales, Lamiaceae. The transcript has a single exon. The coding region runs from base 9 to 569 and encodes 186 amino acids. Gene Ontology annotation, molecular function: DNA binding; DNA-binding transcription factor activity.
UCUAAAUUAUGGAUUCUUCUUUGUUCCAAUUUGAAUUCGAACACAUGUCGUGGGGCAACGGCGUCUCCGGACUCCCUUUUAACGUUAACGACUCCGAGGAAAUGCUCCUUUACGGCGUCCUGGCCGAGGGGGCGGCCUCCUCGGGGGAGAGAGCGUAUAGAGGGGUGAGGAGGCGGCCGUGGGGGAAGUUCGCGGCGGAGAUAAGGGACUCGACGAGGAACGGGGCGAGGGUGUGGCUCGGGACGUUCGACAGUGCGGAGGCGGCCGCGCUGGCGUACGACCAGGCGGCGUUCGCGAUGAGGGGGUGCGCGGCGGUGCUGAAUUUUCCGGUGGAGAGGGUGAAGGAGUCGCUGAAGGAGAUGAUGAAGUGUGGGGAGGAGGAGGAAGGAGGCUCGCCGGCGAUGGCGCUCAAGAGAAAGCAUUAUUCGAUGAGGAAGAAGAAUAAUAAGAAGAGUGUGAAUAGGAAAAGAAAGAAUGAUCACAACAAUAGUAGUGCUCUUGUGGUUUUGGAGGAUUUGGGAGUUGAAUAUUUGGAGGCCCUUUUGACUUCUUCCUCAUCACAAACUUAGCUGAUUUUUCAUUUUGUUAUGUGUAUUAGUAAUCAUUUUCUAAUGGUGCUAGCUAGCUCUCUUUUGGUUUAGCUAAUUAAUGGAUUUAAAUGAUGCGUUGAGACCUUCUAUAAUUUUUUAUUGUCUUGUCUAUAGUAUCAUUAGGGGUCGUUCGUUCGGUUGCUUGCGAUUAAAGGUCAUGACUAAUAUUAUCUUUUUGUCUGGUCUGCC